GUAGCCAAUCCAGUCAAAGAACAAUGGCACUGUUCUUUCUGUCGGUCUUCUCCGACUCUCAGUGGUAUUGGUUCAACUAUCUGGUGUGAAAUGUCUGAUACAGACCUUCGUAUUGGCGGAAAUGGUCAUAACCAUCAUCUCUUGAGAUCAUUCUGAGCUCGUUUUUUAAAUUUUUUUAUACAGGUUCCUGUCUACAAAAAGGUAUACAGUAUGUAUUUUGUAUAAAAGUAGCCUAAAUGAACGAAGGUCCAUACCCCUUUAAGGGAACGCCAGGGCCUAGUAGUCUAGUUUUUAGAGCCAGGGUGUGGCCUCGGAUUACAUUCAUCGUACCUCUUUCACUUGCAUUCUGAGCUCUGAGAGAUCUGAUACGAAAGCUGAAGACAUAGAUAUCUGAAAGUUGGGAUCUAUUAUGUGUCACAGCGAAACUAAACGCGUUUGAUCCCGUUUUAGCGAUUCGCAUUUCCGAGUCGAGUCAUUGUUACCAGAAACGCUUUGCGUGUUAUUAUAAAGUGAUUCAUUAAUUUUUCUACCAGCAGCGCGAAGAAAGAGCUCCCCCGCCCCGAUUGAGGGCCUCUGUGAUGGUUUUCUUUAAGACCAAUUGUCAGGCACAGCAGACUUGGAGAGUCUAUUUUUGGCGACUAUUUCGGAACACUGGAGUUAAAGCAUUUGCAGAGGCAGGGGAAGAAAGUCAGUGCUCUACACUUUUAACUAUGGAACUCUUUGGGCUGUUGAAGAUGCAGUUCAUUUGUCAUUUCUUCAUCUGUUAUGUGUUUCUAGUCAGUGGGCUCAUAGUCAACUUCUUGCAGCUCUGCACACUGCCAUUGUGGGGAAUUAACAAACAGCUGGCUCGCAAGGUCAACUGUAGACUGGCAUACUGUAUCUGCAGCCAGAUGGUGGCACUACUGGAAUGGUGGUCUGGGACAGAAUGUACACUGUACACUGAUCCUGAAUCCUACCCCUUCUUUGGCAAAGAAAAUGCAAUUGUUAUCCUCAACCAUAACUUUGAGAUUGAUUUUCUGUGUGGUUGGACCUUCUGCGAAAGGUUUGGUGUGUUAGGGAGCUCAAAAGUGCUGGCAAAGAAAGAACUUGCAUAUGUGCCUGUAAUUGGCUGGAUGUGGUACUUUCUGGAGAUUGUCUUCUGUAAAAGGAAAUGGGAAGAAGAUCACAAAACAGUCGUGCAGAGCCUUCAGCGCCUUAAGGAUUAUCCAGAGAACUUCUGGUUCCUUCUAUACUGUGAGGGCACUCGCUUCACUCAGAAGAAACACAAGAUUAGUAUGGAAGUGGCAGAGAAAAAAGGACUUCCCAAACUCAAGUACCAUCUCUUGCCUCGCACCAAGGGUUUCUGUGUUACUGUUCAGCACCUAAGGGGAACAGUUACUGCUGUGUACGAUUCUACACUCAAUUUCAGAAACAACCAAAUACCAACCUUAACAGGAGUACUAAAUGGGAAAAAGUACAAUGCUGAUUUAUAUGUGAGGCGGAUUCCACUGGACUUAAUCCCAGAGAACGAGUCUGAAUGUGCCCUCUGGCUCCACAAACUUUACCAGGAAAAGGAUGAGUUGCAGGAAAAAUACAGUCUGACUGGUUGUUUCCCUGGCCCCACACUGACCCCCCCCCGCCGCCCCUGGGCCUUGCUCACCUGGCUGUUUUGGAUCUGGCUUCUACUCUUUCCCCUCUGUCUAAUACUGCUGCAGUUGUUCCACUCGGGGUCAGCUUUCACCGUUUUCACUACAGUUGUCCUGUGCUUUGCAGCCUCACUUGGUGUUCGCUGGAUGAUAUCCCAGACAGAGAUUAACAAGGGCUCAAGUUAUGGAAACAAAGAGGGUCAGCUUAAUAACAGUGCCUAAGGGAGCAAAGUCACCAACAAGGACAGCAGAACGUCGAUAACAUCAGCAGCAUGUAUCCCAGAGAUCAAGAGCGACCAAGAGCAGUUUUCAACAAAUAAAGAGGGUAACACCCAAGUGGACCAAGACAUUGGCAGCUGUUCAGGUUAAGGGAGUGUGAAUCCUCAAAAUGGAAAAGAGAACAGGAUGUAACAAUUUGAAACGAGAACCAAUGAAACAGAAAUUGUGUGCUAAUGCUGCCAAGCAGUUUUGAAAUUGUUUUGAAAUCAGUUUUGAAAUCAUUUUUGUCCUGAAAAUGUUUUUGUAAAAAGAUGCAGUAAGCCAUUAAAUAAAAACUGACCUGUUUAUUAA
This is a messenger RNA of Pangasianodon hypophthalmus (striped catfish), 2195 nucleotides long. RefSeq names its product 1-acylglycerol-3-phosphate O-acyltransferase 4 (lysophosphatidic acid acyltransferase, delta) (gene agpat4). Gene Ontology annotation, cellular component: endomembrane system; mitochondrial outer membrane. NCBI's taxonomy places the organism in Eukaryota, Metazoa, Chordata, Actinopteri, Siluriformes, Pangasiidae. Gene Ontology annotation, molecular function: 1-acylglycerol-3-phosphate O-acyltransferase activity. The record is from RefSeq and is a predicted model, not a curated record.